GGAGAGCCAGCCAGGCAGAGGCCAGCCUGCUUGGGGAGGAGGCAGGGAGGCGGCUGUGGCCGGCGGUGUUGCUCCCCGUUGGCGCCUGGGAGGGGGGCCCUUCUUCAGACUAGCCCCAAGGCCUCCGCGCGGGACGAAGAAGCCCCCCUGGACGGAGCCAGUGCCCCCGAAGGGGGUGGAGGAGGCAACAUCACUGCAGCCUGGAUCCCAGCAAAGCAGCCGCAGAAACAGGAGGAGAAGGGUUCACUUUGAAGUGAGUUCUCUAAGACAACUGCAGGAAUCCUUGAUGUGUAGCCCCCAUCCCACCCCAAUACACUCAGGAGAAGGUAUUGGCUGACACUGGUGAGACAGGUAGAGCAAGAUUGUCCUGGGAGCAUUCCCACACACGAAGGAGUUUGACAGGUUCAGAAAGCACCUGGUGGCACCCCAGUUGAGAGCUCUGUAGGUGUGGCAGUGGUUUUGGUGCUGUCUCCUAUGACGCUUCAUUUACCUCACAGACACUGCAGCAUACUGGAACAAUAGAAGAUACAAGGCCAUGCUGAGUGAAACUAAGUCAUCUGGUCACCCAAUUCAAGACGCGUUGAUACAGAUAAGCGCAAAACAGCCUGCUGUGACUUCUCCCCAGUCAUGGAGAAUCCAGAGGUUGAAUCAGACUUUCUCCGGAGUGUGCACGCCCUUCUCCGGGAACUUGAUGGCCACCAUCCAGCCUUCCAGAGUGAGAGAGGGAUGUUGCGUUGGACCUUGCAUAAGAAAAUUGAUAGGAAUCCCAGCAAUGGAUCCCUCUUGAUCAGAAUUUUGGUGAAAGAGCUGGAAAGGGCAGAAAGAUGCAACUACCGGCAAUAUAUCAUCCCCUUGCUUCACACACUGAUGUACACACUGAUAAAGGCUCCCUUCAUUCCUGAUUCACUCUAUGAGCGAGUGUAUGAUUUCUGCAAGAAGCUGCUCACUUUGCCCAAACCUUAUUGCACCAUUGGCCUGGAUUACGCUCGGCAGCUAAAGCUGGAACGGACGAUACCAGGUAUACUGUACCAACAAAUGGUCUCUGCAGAGCAAUGUCUCAAGAAUGACUCAUUCCCUUAUCAGGAAAAGGUUUUCAUGUUUGCUGAUCCAGAUUUGCUCUCUGUGGCUGUGUGCCGAGCAUUCAUUGAUGAAAUCAAGGCUGCUCAAACAUUCCAGUGUGCCAGAUCCUGCAUGCUCUAUGUGAUAGAACGAGCCUUUCAAUCAGUGCUGAAAGAACAGUAUGAUGUUAGGGAUCUGCACAGCCUUCUUCAGGCAAAGCCCUUAGAUGUGAUUGAGCACUGUUUUCAGCAAGUUAUGGCAGCCAUUGAACAUGCAGGAAGAGCAAUGAAUGCAGGAUACAGUAAAUAUGUUGAGGAAGUAAGGAAAAUCUACAACACCUUGUUAAGCACUUCAGAAGAAGAUGUACAGAAGGAUGAAGCAGAGAGAAGCCCUGGUAUCCCUCUGCCCAACCCAAGGAUCAGCUUCCACAUAUGGAGAGAUGAGGACCAGCUUUGGAAAGAGCUGGUGCUAUUCCUCCGUUCACCAAGUCAGUCCUGUGAGCAAGAUUCUUUGAGUCCAGAACUUGAUAGCUUUGAAUUCCAAGACCUGGUGCCAGACUUUGACUGCUGUGAGCAGACACGUUUCUCUGUGCUCUCCAAUGACAGUGGAAUUGAGCGAGACCUGCCCAUGCCAGGCGAUGAAAUUCCAUCUUUCUGCACUACUGAGGCUGAGCACUCCCGACUCCAGAGAAAGGGGUGCAUUAAGAAGAAAGGAGCUUCUGUGGAUAGUAUACCUUUCCUACAGAGUGGCUGCAGUGGACAAGGGGUAAAGCCUACUGGAAAACUGCACCGGAAAUCUGGUGGUAGUACCAUGGAACCUAUGGCUGUGAUGAAAAGACUGCACACUGCUCGUGUCUUGGUGCUGGGUGAUGACAGAGUUUUGGGGCGCCUUGCCCAGGCAUAUUAUUCCUUGAGGAAGCGGGAGAGCAGACGUGCCUUUCUUACACGAAGGCUAAAAGUGGAGUUUUACUAUGUGCCUGUUGUGGAAGAACAACCCAUUUCUUCCCCUGCUGAGGAAUACGCUCUGCCUGACCAGACAGAGCCUUGUGAACUGGCUGCUUAUCUUGGAAGAGUUGAUCCAUGGUACGAGAGCAACAUUAACACCCUCUGUCACAUGAUUCCGAAGCUGGCCACUAUGCCCUCUUCUCCUAGCAAAACUGCUGCUUCUGAUCUGUUCAUCAUUGAUGUAAUUGCAUAUUAUGUGCGUCUCGGGUUACAGCCAGUCUUCUUCCAAGUCUAUGCAGUGAAGCUUCACUUCAGUAAUGUAACUUUAGAGCCAAUUGAAGAUAUCUUCAUAAUUGAACUGAACAUAACUCUUGACGACUUCAACCCAUCCACAGACAACCUUCCAGUGAAGAAGAAACCAGCCACAGAGGUUCCUGGCACAGAUCUUACACUAUUGUAUAAAAAGGUCUUGCUGAGUAACCGUGAGAAAGAUGAGACAGUUUCUGUGCGGUCUACAGGCCUUGUAAUGAAAGCUAUCCCUUCAAAUGAAAUUGAAGAUCUGGUGUGCUUAAGUGUGAACAUCGCUGAAGUUGUGAAAACCUCCAAUCUCUCAGGACGAUCAUAUGCUAUGGUGACAAACACUAUUCGAACACGAAACAUCGCACUCAGAAGUGCCGAACAAAGGUCUUUCACUGUGUGCCUGGACAAAGACUCCAGACGGGUUUACAAGAAUGUGAUCAGUAUUGAAGUUUUUCCAUGCCUGGAACCUAGCUACUGCUUGCAAAAGACAAAAGCCAAGCAGGCCACCUUGGAGGAAGAGGAAGAUGUAGGACUAGCCAAAUACCUACCAAAAUCUUUAUUGCUGCCCAUCAACACAUUUGCAGGCAUUAUUCAGUGAGGAAUCUGGCAGUCACCACAAACCCAAUAUUUUGUCAAGAUUCAUUAGAAGAUAUCUCACUGAACUGGGACACAACAUGAAAGGUUCUGGGUGAAAAGGGGAAAUGAAAAAAUAAGGGAGCACUGCUGAAGACUUUGGCAGGAAAUAAAGCCCAGUUGUAUGGUUCUGUGCGAACAGAUGGAAGAGGAAGCAAAAAGGUAUGAACUUCUGAGGCUUUUCUGUUGUGCUUUAUUAAUAGAAUUUUCUCUCCUAUCAAACAAUAAGUGGGGAAAAGCUUUUAUUUCAUCAUUUGAAAUGAAAUAGCUGAUACCAAACAAUCUUUCUUUACACUUAGGCACUGUCAAAUCCAACAGGAUACCAAAAUUCAGAAACCCAGGUUCAGUAGUAAAACCUCAGAAAUCUUUGUUAAGAAACUAUACGUCCAGUCUGAUGACUUUCAAUGUCAGAACUGACCUGCAAAUGUUACCAGCACAUAGCUAAACUAAACACAGUUCAGACUUCAAGCAGACCUAAUUCUUAUUCAUUAAAACUAAUAAACAUAUUCCUCUUUCCUUUCCCACGCCGCCUCUUUCUCUUUGUUGUGCCAGCCAGACAUGUUUUUACAACUGAUCUUGAAUGUGGUUUCCCUCCUUCCCUGGCUUAUCUCAGCACCUGCAUUUAAGCUCACAGUUCAAAAAUAUUUCUAAAACAUACCAUCCCUACUACAUAUCUCAUCACUGUAUCAUGUCAGAACAAAGGUGUGUACAACUCUUGACAGGGAUGCUAGUUAAGAUUGCAAUUCUCUUGAGCCAAGUGUGACCCUAAAUAGUAUUUUACAGAACUACUGCAAGAAAUUUAGAACACUUGAUUACUUGCCAGCUUGCUGUUCUGCAAAUAACUCCACCUUUUAACAUGCUAAAUAAAAUUAAGGAUUUCAAUUUAAAUUAGGGAUUUCCAGUUAAUGAAGCAGCAUACAAUGGUUUCUUUUGUUAUGAAACCAUCAGGAUAAUUUGUUAUAUGUUUGUGUGCAUGAAUUCCUGUCAUAUGCUGCCCUUCACGGAAAAGGAAAAAUGUCUCUUUGGACAAGAAAGUGGAGCAUAUAUGGUGACAAAUCUGUGAAACAGCACCAAAUGGUAUCUAAUGUAGACAGAAUGAAAUUCCUGUGAACAAGAUGCCAUGCAUGUUUUCUGAGAACUAGAGACCUGAUAACCUGCAGGGCACUUUGACCAUGCAGUCCAACAUGGAUGACUAACCUGAACAGAACAGGUGACACAGAUGAAAGAAUUUGGAACACCUCUGUUUGUACAGGCCAGUGAUGCUGACUAGGGACGUUAUCAGACAAGGAAAAUUGGAAGUAUAAUCCAAUGGCAAUCUGAAUGCAAUCAUGGGGUUUAACGUUAUUGCGUGAUAGACUACCACAUGCAAUUUU
Molecule: messenger RNA, 4309 nt
Organism: Sceloporus undulatus (fence lizard)
Lineage: Eukaryota; Metazoa; Chordata; Lepidosauria; Squamata; Phrynosomatidae
Gene: PIK3R6
Product: phosphoinositide-3-kinase regulatory subunit 6
Exons: 23
Coding region: 628-2901 (757 amino acids)
Biological process (GO): positive regulation of MAP kinase activity; G protein-coupled receptor signaling pathway
Cellular component (GO): phosphatidylinositol 3-kinase complex, class IB
Molecular function (GO): 1-phosphatidylinositol-3-kinase regulator activity
Source: RefSeq, a predicted model, not a curated record